GACCUGCUGUGGAUGUCGGUCUGAAGACGCACUGGAUGGAGCAGAUAAUGGAACGAACAGAGCGUCAUGUGACUCAAGCAAACGGCUCCCACAAGUAGGUCGCAGUGUGUUUGUCUAUUACCGUUACUGAUCGUGUGUGACUAAACACUCUCAGUCUGAGCGGAGACACACACACACACACAGACAGACAGAGAUGCGUGAAACCGAAGACAGAGAUCAUGAGUGGCUCUGCGCUCAGCUCUGACUUGUUGAACUCUUCUUCUUCAUCUUAUUAUUCUUCUUCUUCAGUGUUUGUUGCUGUAUCUUCAGUUUGGUGAUGGAGCCACAGAGGCAGAUUUACAAAAGACUGGACGUCCCGGAUCAUGUGCAUUACAUCAUCGCCUUCCUCAUCCUCAUCAUCGGCACUUUGGGAGUUUCUGGAAACGCUCUGGUCAUGUUCGCCUUCUACAGUAACAAAAAGUUGCGGAGCCUGCCUAAUUAUUUCAUCAUGAACCUGGCGGUUAGUGAUUUCCUCAUGGCCAUCACACAGUCUCCAAUCUUCUUCAUCAACUGCCUGUAUAAGGAGUGGAUGUUUGGAGAACUGGGAUGUAAAAUCUAUGCAUUCUGUGGUGCGCUGUUCGGCAUCACCUCGAUGAUAAACCUGUUGGCCAUUUCUAUUGAUCGCUACCUGGUUAUCACCAAACCACUGCAGACCAUCCAGUGGAACUCCAAGCGCAGAACCGGUCUGGCCAUCCUUUGCAUCUGGCUCUACUCGCUGGCCUGGAGUCUGGCUCCUCUGAUUGGCUGGAGUUCCUACAUCCCUGAAGGUCUGAUGACGUCUUGCACAUGGGACUACGUCUCUCCAUCUCCUGCCAACAAGAGCUACACCAUGAUGCUCUGCUGUUUCGUCUUCUUCAUCCCACUGAGCAUCAUCCUCUACUGUUACCUGUUCAUGUUCCUCUCCGUGCGGCAGGCCAGCAGGCAUCAAGACGUUCUCACACCCUACUCAAAAACACUGCCAGCCGUCCUCGCCAAAUCAUCAGCCAUCUACAACCCCUUUAUAUACGCCAUAAUUCACAACAAAUACAGAGCCACAUUAGCAGAGAAGGUGCCAGGUCUGUCAUGUUUGUCUCGCUCUCAGAAAGAUGGUCUGUCCUCCUCCACCAACAGCGAUGCCUCCGCUCAGGACUCCAGCGUCAGCAGACAGUCUUCUGUGUCCAAGAACAGACUCCACAGCACUAUGGUAAAGGGAGAAGUGGAACUGGACCUGAUGGAGAACAGGCCAAAAUUGUCAUUUAAAGGCUUUUCUAGACGGCGGCUCCUCAAAUGCUCCUCGCUGCUUAUAGAGAAGCCUCCAGUGCAGAUGAAGGAGUCUCUCAGUCUCUGUGAGCGAGAUCUGGUCUCGGGCUCCUUCUCCAUCGCAGCCGCACCGAUGGUCAUGUCCAGCAAGCAGAAGAGCAGGAGUGCAGAUCUGAUCCACAGCUCAGGAGACUCACAAAACCCCAUGCAGAAGCUUCUGUCCAUCAGUCAACUCCAGCAGAUUCAUGAAGGAGAGGCCAGCUGAUCAAUAAACAAGCGUACAGGCUUUCAUCCAGUGCGAAGGAGAGACGAGGAGUGCUUUAGAGGUGCGGAUUUCGUGUGCGAUGGUCAAACGUUGACAACUGAGGUUAAUUAUUGGAGCCUUUUUUAUUUUUGUAAAAUUAAAUGAGGUUGUUUUUUAUUUCAAAUUCCUAUAUUCUCCUUUUGUUCCCACAAAAUUAGGUCACACUUUACAAUAAGUUUCCAUUAGUAAAUAUUAGUAACGCGUUCACUAACAUACAGUUCAUAGUGUAGCGUGAACUAAUAAGGGCGGCACAGUGGCUCAGUGGUUAGGACUAUCGCCUCACAGUAAGAGGGAUGCUUGUUCGAGUCCCGGCUGGGCCAGUUGGCAUUACUGUGUGGAGUUUGCAUGUUCUCCUCAUCAGGGGCGCCAAAGUGAGGACUAUUCUAAGAGCCCACACUGUUUUGGGGCCCCCUGAGAUACUACAAGAGUGUACAGCAUUUAUUAAUGAUAGUUUAACAUUUACUAAUGCAUUAUUAAAAUACAAAUUAAUGAACUGUGAGGUAAAGUCAAAUGUAAUAAACUACUUUGUUUUCAUAAACUAACAUUAACAAAGAUAUAUUAAGGAUAAAUAUUGUAAUAAAUGUAUUGGUUAUUGUUUUUUUUUGUGUUAGUGAAUACACUGACUAACAUUGACUAAUGCCAUUUUACUGUAAAGUGUUACUGAAAAUUCUAUAUUGACAACAUUUUUAUUGCAAAUAUGGGUUUAAUGGUGUUAUAUAAAUACGCCUUUGAUAAAAAACACACAGUUUGACACAAAUAUUUAACAAAAAAUCAUUUUAUUAUUUAGGAAAUUAUAAAAUGUUUGUUUUAAUUACAGAGAAUAUAAACCGAUUUGUACUUGAUGUGAAAAUUUUGUUACGUUCAUUCAUGACUUUUUUUUUUAUUACAAAUCAUAUAUUGGAAACAUUGUUUUAAAUGAAAAUAUGUUAUAUGUUGUUACAAAAUAAGCUUUGACCAAAAAUCAAUCACUUUGACACAAAGCUGUAACAAAAAGUAAUUUUAUUACCAAGUUAAACCUAUUUGUAAUUUUUAAUUAAAAACUUUUUUAAAAAUUUGUUUAUUGAAACAAACAAAUUUUGUCAAAUUAAUUCAUACAAUUAUGCUUAUUAUAGCUUAUUUGAAUCACAGAUCAUAUAUUAAAACUUUGUGUCAAUAUUGGAAUUUUUUAAAUGAAAAUAUGGGUUUAAUGGUGUUAUAAAAAUAUGCUUUGACCAAAAACCGAACAUUUUGACACAAAUAUUUAACCAAAAAUCAUUUUAUUGACAUUUCUGUUUUAAAAAAUACAUAUGAAAUGUUUGUUUUGAUUAAACAUAAACCUAUUUGUACUUUAACAAAUUGAAAAUAUUUCUUAUUGACAGUUUUUGUCAAAAUAAAUUAUAUAAUUUUAAUAGAAAAGUUAAAUUUGUUUAUUGAAACUCAUUUUAUUGACACAUUUUGGCAAUUUAUUUCAUGAAAUAGCUUUUGUUUUAAUUACAGAUCAUAUAUUAAACACAUUUUAAAAAUAAAAUUGUAUUAAAUUAUAUAAUAAAAUAUGCUUUAAACCAAAAAUUACACAUUUUGACACAAAUAUUUAACAGAAAUAGGUAUUUUAAUAACAUUUAUUGACAGUUUUGCUUAAAUAGGUUAGAUAAUUUAAUUUUAAAAAUUCUAAUUUGUUUAUUGAAACUGGUUUUCAUUGACAAAUUUUGUCAAGUUAAUUCAUGAAAUAGAUUAUUUGAAUUACAGAUCAUAUAUUGAAACUUUUUGUCAAAAAUGUAUAUAUUAGAAUUUUUUAAUGAAAAUAUGGGUCUAAUGGUGUUAUAAAAAUAUGCUUUGACCAUAAAUCAAACAUUUUGACACAAAUAGGUAACAAAAAAAUAAUUUUAACAUUUCUGUUUAAAAAUAUAUAAAUAUGAAAUGUUUGUUUUGAUUAAACAUAAACCUAUUUGUACUCUAACAAAUUAAAAAUAUUUCUUAUUGACAGUUUUUGUCAAAAUAAAUUAUAUAAUUUUAAUUUAAAAAAGUCAAAUUUGUUUAUUGAAGCUUGUUUUAUUGACACAUUUUGUAAAAAAAAAAAAUAAAAGAUCAUACAGAUCAUAUAUUAAACACAUUUUUA
Messenger RNA from Danio rerio (zebrafish), 3677 nucleotides. Lineage: Eukaryota; Metazoa; Chordata; Actinopteri; Cypriniformes; Danionidae. The record is from RefSeq and is a predicted model, not a curated record.